AUGCGGUUCAUUAUUUUUGAGUGGUUAACAUUAUUCCACAUUUUGAAAUUCAGCCAUGGUUUUGUGUUUCCUAGUUUCAUGGAUCCGGAUACUGGUAAACAAUUAUACGAAUUUUUGGAAAGUCACAAUUGGGUUUACGAAAACCAUACCGUUGUCAGUCCUGACGGAUAUCACAUAAAUGCGGUAAGAUUACCACGUGCAAGAGGCGAAAUUCCAAGCAACAAGAAAAAACCUUGUAUUUUGCUUGUUCACGGAUAUGCCAGCCAACCUCAACUUUUUAUGGUACCACUGAAUAAUUCCAUCGCAAUGAUGCUAGUGGAAGCAGGGUUCGAUGUUUGGAUUAUGGCAUCAAGGGGUUGCGUUUACAGCUUAAAACAUGAGUUUUUGACUCCAAAAGAUGCAAAAUUCUGGGAUUUUAGUUUUCAUGAAAUCGCUUAUUAUGAUAUCCCCGCUUAUAUGGACCAUAUUAGAAAUGUAACAGGUAAUGAAAAAAUAUCCUACAUUGGUCACUCGAUGGGAGGAGUACUUUUUCUCGCAUUUGCUACAAUUCGGCCUGAAUAUCUAAAAAGAAUAGAUUCGGCCCACGUCUGGGGACCCAUAAUUUAUAACAACUAUGCCCGAUCAAUUGAAGAGAAAACCUGGAGAGAGGACGAGCGGAUUCAGAAAGGAAAAAUUAAAGGGGAUAAUGAAUGGAGCCGACUCAAAAUGUGGUUGGCAAUUAUUUUUUGUAACACAAAGUCGCCAUUCUUAGAAAAAUGUAUGGCCUCGCAGGAUGGCUUUGGACCUGAUCGUAGUCAAAUAGACAAGGAGAAAUUUAUUGUUCAUAUGACAAACGAUCCAUCUGGAAGCUCCAUCAAAACCUACUUACAUGUACUUCAAAUAAACCAGGCAGACAGGUUUCAAUUCUAUGACUACGAAUUAUUCAGAAAUUUGCAAGUGUAUGGUCAGUUUAAACCUCCGCUCUAUAAUUUAAGAUCUAUAUCUGGCAAGAUACCAAUUAUCAUUAGCUAUGGAGUCAAUGACUAUUUUGCAGGAACAGAGGAUUUCGAACGAUUGAUAGCUGAAAUACCUGGUGCAAUAGGACAUAUAGUUCCUUGGCCUUUUUUCAAUCAUGUCGACUUCGUAUAUGCCAAAGACGCAAAGAAACUCCUGUAUGAUUACUGUGUCCGCAUGUCGAAAAUGUAUGCUACAGUGACCGAAGCCUGACGAAGAUCUAUUGGUUUCGCAUGGAUUUUGCUUUCCAAAUUAACUGAAAAAGGGGCAUAAAUUGCAUACCUACCUAUGCAUAAAAAAUUCAAAUAAUAACUUGUAUAUUACCAGAAAAAAAUUAUCCGCUUGACACACCACAAAAUUCAAUAUUCUUGUACUUUUGAAUCAACAGGAAUUACUUUUGCAUUCGUGGCUUUAGGAACAACAAACAUAACAUAAAUUUUUGUAUGUAUAACACUGCAAUAUUUAAAAUCAAAU
Molecule: messenger RNA, 1467 nt
Organism: Ceutorhynchus assimilis (cabbage seed weevil)
Lineage: Eukaryota; Metazoa; Arthropoda; Insecta; Coleoptera; Curculionidae
Source: the annotation of a GenBank genome assembly